AUGGCGCGGCGAAAACCCUCAGAGCAGCCGCUCGACGACGACUCACGACGUGUGCGAACGAGAUCCAUGUCACGAGGAGUCGCUGGCAGCCGUGCGACUGCGACGCCACCCAGAGCUUCCUUUCACGAACCAACGGACGACUCGGGCGACGCCGAGCGCACUCCCAGGGAUGCACCGGUUCUUACCGCUUUAAACGGCGAUGAGUUCGACCGAACGGAUGGCCAUGAACGGCCGGAUGAGCUUGCCGAGGGAGGCAUCCCUAGAGGGCUUGUAGAUCGUACGGCUGAUGAUUCUGCGGAUGUCAAUAUUGGUGAUCAUCGUACGGCUGGCGAUAGCCCUACAUCUGGCGCGGAUUCUGGACGGGCUGGCACCGUCGACGGAGGUGGAGCCAGCAUGGAUGCGGGUGACGUGGCACGCCGUCGAUUUCUUUCGAUCGCACGGCAGAGGGCCGCCCAUUUCGCCCAUUUCGAUCAUUCUUCCCGCCUGACCUCCGCUCGCCGCACUGGCGCGCGCGAAACCUCUCCCGUUGCCGGCCCUCCCCCCUCUUCCGCUUCCGCCGAGGCUGCCGCCGCCGCGGGGCAGGGAGGGGGUCGAGGCGGACGCGGGCGCGGGCAGGCGCGUGGGGCGGGGGAGGCGGAGCAGUGGCCGGGCCCGUUCGCCACAGCGAGGCAGUUGGUGCGGGGAAGAGCCGCUGCUGCCGCCGCCAGGCAGGCGCAAGGGGGCGGGGGGACGCGCACAGGGGAAAGCGCGGGGGAACGAUUGGGCGGAGAAAGCAUUGCGCAAGGCAGCGAAGCAGGGGGAAUCCGGGGCGGGGGGGCAGGAACUACAGGUACUGGUGUUAGCACCGCUCCAGCUCGGGUAGCUGUAGCAUGGACUCCCAAAUCGCCGAGAGAAACGGGAGGAGGCGGAAGAGACGACACAAGCGGGGGCGGAGGGGGGGGAAGAGGCCCCCGCAGCCUGUACUCCCUGUGUCUAGACGUGGUAUCAGCGCACAUAGAGGCGCUGGAAUCACUGGAAGGCGUGCCGGACGGCGUGCGGCGCGACCUGAGUGCGUGCCUGAGCGCGCACAGGCGGCUGGACGGCCCCGCGCUGCUGCUGCUGGUGGGCGGCGUGGCGACGGAGCUGGCCGUGGCAGACUGCUCGCUGGUGGGCGAGGCGGACCUGCACCGCGCUCUCCUCACCUGCCACCCUGCCAAGCUGGAGCGCGUGGAUCUCUCUAUGUGUGGUCGUAGUCUCUCCGACGCCUGCCUCACCUCCACUCUCCUGCGCGCCCCAGCGUCCCUCCCCGCGCUGCGCUCCCUCUCCCUGCAAGGCGCCUAUCGCCUCUCCGACACCUCCCUCCCCCCGCUCGCCCUCGCCGCCCCCUCCCUCGCGCACCUCUCGCUCCUCCACUGCCCGCUCCUCUCCUCCCCAGCAGUAUCCACCCUGCUCUCCUCCCUCGCCUCCUCACUCAAAUCUCUCCGCUUGGACGGGUGCAGUCAGCUGAAUGCUCACGCGCUGCUGCCAGGCCUCAGGGCGUUGACGGGGCUGACCUGCCUGUCGCUGUCGGGAGUGUCUGCGGUGACUGAUGCCGUGCUGGCUGACCUGCUGCCCGCUGUGGGGGGGCAUCUGAGGGAGCUUUCUCUGGCACACUGCGAGGCAGUAACAGACGAGUCCGUGGCCGCGGCAGCAGUCCACGCACCGUCAUUAACCGCUCUGGACCUCUCACACCUUCCCCUGCUCUCGGACGACUCCCUCCACUCCCUGUGCUCCGCUCAACUCAAGCUGCGAUCGCUCAACCUCACUCGAACCAACUUCAGUGACUCGGCUCUCGCUUCUCUGGUCCAGUCCUCAGGCGCUGCGCUGCACACCCUUUCAGUGAAUGCUGUGUAUGAGGCAUCGGACGGGCUGCUGGUCGCGCUAGCGCGCUGCGCGCACGAGUCGCUGCAGGCUCUCGAUGUGUCGUGGUGUCGCUCCAUGUCUGACCACGCCCUUGGCCUGCUCGCUGACUCCUGCACCAACCUCUCUCGCCUCUGCCUCUACGGCUGCUCCCAGGUCCUAGCUGCGCCAUUGUCGCAUCAGUCGCCGUCCCCGUCGUUUGCUCAUCAUCAGUCUCGCCAGCAGCACGACUCUGCGACGUUACGCGACGAGAAUCCGUCGCUUGAUAUAUUCGUGGAGAGUGACGUGGCAGCGGAGUUCUUGAACCUUCUGGACGCCAUCACGGACGGCUCGCAGCCGGACGGGACUCCCAUCGGCAGCACCGAUUCACGCGAUUUACAACAGCAUCGCGAUACUAACUUAUUGCACCAGCACCAGCACCACCAGCAGCAGCAUCAGCAGCAGCAGCAGCAGCACCAACAGUUGUCGUCCGCGCCAUCUUCACCUGCCGCCUCCGCCGCCGAUCCUACCACGUCCAUUUCGGCCUCCACCAGCGGUGCUGCUAGCUUUUUGGCCGCAGCUCCAGAUUCGGCUGGCGGUGAUGCUAUGACGGCAGCAGAAGCACUGGCGAACCCUGUGUCGCCGCGGCAUGGGGAGUCGUUAAACGCGUUGGAUUCAUACAGAUCGUUGGAAGCAGCGUGUGCGACGGAGGUGAUUCACGACGACGACGCUGCAGCGUGUGUGGCGGGGUUCAAUGGCGGUCGUUCCGACGACCCCAUCGACGCUUUUCUCGGCACCCUGCUGCUCGAGAAUCCGGCGUGCGGAGGUGGCGAUGCGCGCACAUCUCCUUGCCCGUCCGCCGCUGCUGCUGCCCGCGGUCAUGAUCCGCUGCUGCAAGGCGCGCCCAUGAGCAGUAGCCAGGGCUUGGCGGAAGUGCGGGAAUGUUGGCUUUCAGAAUUGUUAGUAGCACCUCCCGCCUCUAUCUCAUGGGCUUCGCAGCAGCAGCAGCAGCAGCAGUUUAUGAUGAUGACAGAAGGGAACGAGGCGUUGCAUGAGGUGCCCUGUGUGCACCCAGGGAACGACGGCGAACCGGCAUUUGUGGGGACCGGCUGGAGUGACAACUUGGUGGAGGAAUUGGGCAUGGGCGGAAGCAAGGCGGGCGGAAUGGGCGGUGGGGGAGACAAUGCGCAGCAGGUGGAGGGUUCAGCGUCGCCUGUGGAGCUCACAGGCUCAGAUCUGUUUAAUGCGGCACGCAUGGAGGGAAGUGGUGUGGGAAGCGUGGCGACAAGCAGGGAGCGGAGCGAGGAUAGUGCGAGUGGCAAGGGCUAUCCUGCUGCUGCUUCUGCUGCUGCUGAUGAUGAUUUUCUUGGUGCUGCUGUUGCUGGUGUAUGGGGGGAACAGCUGGCGGGCGAGCUGCUGGGCUCACAGCAACGACAGAGGCUUCAGAUCCAGCCCGAGAAACUGCCGCCACCGCAGCAGCAAAUUAAUCAAUUUAGUAAUAAUGUGAAUAUUAAUAGUAGUAAUAGCAGUAAGGGAAAUAAUAAUCAGCAGCACCAGCAGCAGCAGGCAGUGAGUGGCAGCACCCCGCGUGUGCGGCAGUUGCCCAAUCUGUCAGGGCGACUGGCAGCUCUCAUCAGCCAAAUAAGCCACGCCGGAAACGCCAAGGCCAGGGCCAAGCGCAGGGCGGGGCAUGACGCUACUGCUGCAGCUGCAGGGCAUGCAAGGGCAGCAGGCACGGUGCCCCGGCAUGAUUUAGCAGGAGGCAUGAUGAUGAUGAUGCACGAGCAGGCGGGUCUAGCAAAUGGCCUGGAGCGUGGCUUGGAGGAGGGAGGGCGAGAGAGCGCGUCGGGCCUGCAUGGGCGAGGCACAGGCGGUGGUGAUGGGGGAAGGCUCACAUGUGGGCGUGGUGGGGGCGGUGGUGUGCAGGAGGCGCAUGGCGAGGAGUCAGGCAGCAAGCGGCGGGCAGUGCAGGCGCGAGAAGUGUCGCAGGUCCCACCCUCUGCAGCACUCAGCUCUCAGCACCUUGCUGCUGCCGCUGCAGCACCUUCCUUCCCUCCUAAGCCCACUACUAGCGCUGCUGCUGCUGCUGCAGGAGGCAAUGCUGCAGCGGCGCCGUCCCUACCCCACGCGUGGUUACUGCCAGGCUCGGGUCCAGACGGCCUGUCAGGAGAGGUGGACCCGUUUCUCCUCACGGAGCACAUCAGCCGCUGCGCGCCUGCUCUCGCCCUCGCCCCUGCCAUGCUCAGAGCCCCGCACGACCCCUUUGCCACCCUGCAGCUGCAGCUGCCGUCACUCGCUGCAGUUCCGUACACACGAGCUUCCUCCCAGGCGCUCCCAUGUCAUUCGGGCAGAGAGGGUGUGUCGGCCUCUCAUCCCCUCGCGUACCACUCUCUGCUGCCAACUGCACUGCCCGUGCCCCGGCCUGUGCGUGCGCGCAUGCACAAGGGCAAGAGCGAUGUGGGCAUGGACGAGGUGAGGCAGCUCGUGCUCGCCCUCGCUGAAGCCAUCGCCACCGCUGACAUGGUCAGUGCCCCCUCCCUCCCUCCCUCCCUCCCUCCCUCCCUCCCUCCCUCCCUCCCUCCCUCCCUCCCUCCCUCCCUCCCUCCCUCCCUCAUCCCCUCUUCCCCUCAGUUCUCUCACCACCGCACACGCUCCCUGCCCCGCACCUUCCCCAUCCAUUUCAAUAUCCGUGCGCCCCUCUCCCUGCAGGACCGGGUGGCAGGGCUGCGGACGCGCAUGGCAGCAGCGGCGUGUGCGGAGGGGCGGGCGGGGCAGCGAGUGGCACACUGCUUCCUGGACGCGCUCACCACCCGCCUGCACGGCACUGGCGCCCUCCGCCUCUACAACGCUGCCUUCUCCCAGGACAUGCUGCAGUCGCGCCAAGUGUAUUUCACCACCACGCCCUUCAUCCCCUUCCUCUACGCCACCGCCUAUUCCGCCAUCCUGCAAACCUUCUCCCGCUCCUCUCGCCCCUCCCCUCCCACUGGCACCACCACCACCGCUCGCUAUCCUGCGUUCGAUCCCCGAGCUGCCAAGCACUGCACACAGCGGUGCACAGCAGGAGCAGCGGCAGAAGCAGGGGCGGGAGCGGGGGAAGCGGCGGGAUGCGGAGCAGAUGGUGUAGGAGGCAGGGGAGUGGGAGACGUUCAGGUGGAGGAGGUGGGGAAUGCGGAGCAGUGCUGGGUGGCAGAGUGUGAGCGGCAGAAGCACGAGGAGCUGGGGAGGAUGCUCACAGCUCAGCUCACAGCAGAGGCAGCAGCGCUGGGCAUAGAGAGGUUUGAGCACCGCGUGGUGACGAUGAACAAGGACAACCUCGCUGAUAGCCUCUCCCAGGUGGAGGGCCGGCGCACAUGGCAGGGCCGCGGUGGCAGUGGGACAAGGAGGAUGCGUGGAGGGGUGCAGGAGGGGGGUCUUGAGGAGUGGCAAGGGGAGGGGUGUGAGGAGGAGGAGGAAGAGGAGAAGGAGGUGGUGGCGGUGUGCUGUUGUUUGGAGCUGCAAUACUUCCACGACAGCUCUGUCAUGCGUAGCAGCCCUAGAGAUGCUGUUCUCAAGGUGCGCUGCCUGCUGCCUGCUUUCAGUGGUUGCAUCACUGCGUGUGUGGGGCAGCGGGCCGUGGCACCGCACGAUGCUCGCAAUGCUUGGGUGGCCUCCCUCGCUCCGGACAUAUUUGCAUUCAUGGAGACUGACCUCUCUGCCAACGGCCCCUUCUUCCUCUCGCGCCUGCGCAACUGCCUCGACUACCACGCCGCGCUCUUUGAGUGCCACGAGGGCCUCUCUGCAUGCCCUGCCCCCAACCACGCGCCCCAGCCAACCAAACUCCACCAGCAGCGCAACCAGCAACCACAGCAGCAGCAGCACCAUCUGUCAACCGACGCACAGCCCUUUGCACAAGGCGCGGUGGGCAGUGCUGACACCAGCUGGUCCCAAGUCUGCAUGUCCUCUCUCUCACAAGCCACUGAGAAGCCCACACCACCCACCCCUGCGCCUUCCCCCCUCCUCGAAGCUCCCACUCGCCGCGACCACAUCCUGGCAUUUGAGCGGGCCUUCUUCGGGUACAACAUCGUGAACAUGGUGGCCACUGAGGGCAUGCAGAGGUCGGUGCGCCCGGAGAGCCUGGUGGAGUGGGCGCAGCGCAUUCGGCACGCGGGGUUUGUGCCGCUGGCGGUGCCGGCAGACGUGCUGGAGGAGGCGUAUGGCACCAUCCGCAGCACCCCCCUGGGGCUGGGCAUGCUGGCCACAGAGGGCGCAGCGCAGCUCACAUGGCAUGGCUGCCCGCUGCUCAUGUGCACUCUCUGGCAGGUGCCGUGGGUCAUGGGGCGACUGGCAGCUCUCAUCAGCCAAAUAAGCCACGCCGGAAACGCCAAGGCCAGGGCCAAGCGCAGGGCGGGGCAUGACGCUACUGCUGCAGCUGCAGGGCAUGCAAGGGCAGCAGGCACGGUGCCCCGGCAUGAUUUAGCAGGAGGCAUGAUGAUGAUGAUGCACGAGCAGGCGGGUCUAGCAAAUGGCCUGGAGCGUGGCUUGGAGGAGGGAGGGCGAGAGAGCGCGUCGGGCCUGCAUGGGCGAGGCACAGGCGGUGGUGAUGGGGGAAGGCUCACAUGUGGGCGUGGUGGGGGCGGUGGUGUGCAGGAGGCGCAUGGCGAGGAGUCAGGCAGCAAGCGGCGGGCAGUGCAGGCGCGAGAAGUGGCCUCGGGGCACACAGCAGAGCAGGUAGCAUGCCAGGUGCACACCUCCGCAACAUUCAGCUCUCAACACACUGCUGCUCCUCCUACUGCGGCAUCUGCCUUUCCUCCUAAGCCCAAUACUAAUUCUGCAGCAGCGGCGCCGUCCCUACCCGACGCGUGGUUCCUGGCAGGCUUGGGUCCAGACGGCCGGUCACAAGAAAUGGAUCCGUUCCUGCUCGCACAGCACGUCACCCGCUGCGCGCCUGCUCUCGCCCUCGCCCCCGCCAUGCUCGCUGCCCCGCACGACCCUUUUGCCGCCCAGCAGCUGCCCUCUCUCGCCGCGGUUCCGUACACACGAGCUUCCUUGCAGGCGCUCCCAGUUGCGUCGGUCUCUCAUCCCGUCGCUUACCACUCACUGCUGCCCUCUUUGCUGCCCGGUGCUGCUGCCACCACCAGACUAGCGGGUGGUUUUGCAUCCCCGCCCAUGCCUUCGCCCAUGCACAUGCCUUCGCCCAUGCACAUGCCUUCGCCCAUGCACAUGCCCUUUCACGGGCCUGCGCAUGAGGCCAUGGUCGUGGCAGUGCCCCGGCCUGUGCGUGCGCGCAUGCACAAGGGCAAGAGCGAUGUGGGCAUGGACGAGGUGAGGCAGCUCGUGCUCGCCCUCGCUGAAGCCAUCGCCACCGCUGACAUGGACCGGGUGGCAGGGCUGCGGGCGCGCGUGGCAGCAGCAGCGUGUGCGGAGGGGCGGGCGGGGCAGCGAGUGGCGCACUGCUUCCUGGACGCGCUCACCACCCGCCUGCACGGCACCGGCGCCCUCCGCCUCUACAACGCCGCCUUCACCUCCCAGGGUGCGGUAGCGUGUGGGACGUGCAGAGGCUGUGCAUGUGGCGUGCUAGGUUGGCUCCGCAUACACUUGUGGUGGCUGUGUCUGUUAGUAUCAUCAGGCUGGGCAGCGGGGAUGAAUGGUGGUGCAGGAGAGGGGUUUGUGCUGUGCUCGUGA
Closterium sp. Naga37s-1 is the source of this 7518-nucleotide messenger RNA. The record is from the annotation of a GenBank genome assembly. NCBI's taxonomy places the organism in Eukaryota, Viridiplantae, Streptophyta, Zygnematophyceae, Desmidiales, Closteriaceae.